GGGUGGGAGGGAACGCUUUGGGUAAACGCCAUUCUCCAUUGGCCGCUCCUGCCACCCGAUCCCGCUCUUUCCCAAACUAGGGAGCUUAAAACAAUAGCCGGUGAAAUUUCAUCCCUUUGCGGGAAUCAGAAACUCUUGGGUCGAUCUCGAAGGGGUCCAGCAGCUUUGUGUCCGAGUCAGGCCAAAACACCCAUCCCACAAGAUGUCCAGCAAGCGAGCCAAAGCAAAGACCACCAAGAAGCGCCCUCAGCGUGCCACCUCCAAUGUCUUUGCUAUGUUUGACCAGUCACAAAUCCAGGAGUUCAAGGAGGCUUUCAAUAUGAUUGACCAAAACCGAGAUGGAUUCAUUGACAAGGAGGAUCUGCACGAUAUGCUAGCAUCUCUUGGUAAGAAUCCCACUGAUGAGUACUUGGAAGGUAUGAUGAGUGAAGCACCCGGGCCCAUCAACUUCACCAUGUUCCUCACCAUGUUUGGAGAAAAGCUGAAUGGUACCGAUCCAGAAGAUGUUAUCCGAAAUGCUUUUGCCUGCUUUGAUGAGGAAGCCACAGGUUUCAUUCAUGAGGAUCACCUGCGUGAAUUACUCACCACCAUGGGCGACAGGUUCACAGAUGAGGAAGUCGAUGAGAUGUAUCGAGAAGCCCCCAUUGACAAGAAAGGCAAUUUCAACUACGUGGAGUUCACUCGUAUCUUGAAGCACGGAGCCAAAGACAAAGAUGAUUAGAAUUAAGGGAGUCCAACUUUUUGCUGCCACUGUCCAUGUCCCAAGCCCCUUGCUGCUCCCUGAAGAGUCCCUGCCAUCAUGAUCCUGUGUCAGUGUGGGCUGAGCCCAAGGGGGAAAGGCUCUGAAGUAUUUCAGCAGAGCAAGCGCUAAUUUAAAGGAAUUAUACACUUCUUGCAAGUUUAUUCACCUGCACCUCCAUACACCAUACAGAUCAUAUUGGUCCUUUGUUAAGCUACUCCUUGAUUAUGUAGGUCUCAUGGAAUAAGGUACUUUGAUCCCUCCCUCUUAAAGGUUCUAAUUGCAUAGAUUUUGCCAAAGGAGGUAGAAGAUACACUGGAUUACCAGGCCAUCUGGCACUGUACAUAUAUGACAUACAAUCACCCAAAGCUGGAUCCAGUAUCCUCUACGGGGGCUUGCUGAGAUAGCCACUUGAGUCUCUUAUGUAGACCAUCAAUACUUUUAACACUUAUAGCACUUUUUUCACUUGCAAAGGGAUUUACGUUGCAAUCCUAAAUAGAGUUACACCCUUUUAAUUCGACUGAAGUCAAUGGGCUUAGAAGGGUAUAACUCUUCUUAGACAUUCACAGUUACUGUCUUUACUGUUUUCUUAUUACCAGUAAUCUGUGGUAUUAGCCCCAUUUUAUAACUGGGAAGCUUGGAUAGAUAUUUUCUCAAGGUCACAAAAUAAUUGUGCAGAGAGGAGACUUGAAUCUAGGUCUUGUAGAAUCUAAGUUUAACUCUUUAUAGGCUGUAGCACAUUGCCCUUCACCAUUACUGCUUUUUCUCAGAACUAUAUUGAAUCCAUUCAAACACUCACUAGGAACAAAUUUAGGGGUUGCUUUUCCUAUUUGGCAGGCUUGCUGCACUCUGCACAUUUGCACAAAAGGACACCUUUUCACCUAAGGAUUGUCAGACCACACAAACAUACCCGUGGAAAAGGAAUUCCCUUGCUUUUCUCUUAUUUUCCAUUUUAUCCCAAAGAUACGCAACCACCCACACCCUGUAAAUAUGAGCAUGGAGGUACUUAUUGAUUGCUGGCUACCUGACAAAAAGUGGAACAAGAAUACCAAUAAAUAAAUAAAGCCCCCCCCCCCCAUAAUUACCUUGAGGGGAAAAAUUUUUUGUGUGUAGGGAGGCUUGCUUAGAUUAUUUCUUUGAUUUUAAAAAGUACAACCUUAGAACAUUAUACCACAAUCCUUGUUAAGAGUACAGCCUAGGGUUGCAUUGUCUGGGUUGGGAAAUUCCUGGAGAUAUGUGGGUGGAUUCUGAGGAGGGACCUUAGUAGGAUCUAAUGCCAUAAAGUCCACCUUCCGAAGCAGCCAUUUUCUCCAAGGGAAAUGAUCUCUGUGGCCUGGAGAUCAGUUGUAAUUCUGGAAGGUCUCCAGCCCCCACCUGGAGGCUGGCAACCUUGUACAGCCUGUGAAGUUGUUUGCUGAUAGUCAAACCAAAUCUUAUAUGAAAUGGCAUAUAAAGAUAAUGAUACAAACAUG
This is a messenger RNA of Eublepharis macularius, 2211 nucleotides long. It is a transcript of the gene MYL9, whose product is annotated as myosin light chain 9. Gene Ontology annotation, molecular function: calcium ion binding. The transcript is spliced from 4 exons. Gene Ontology annotation, biological process: myofibril assembly; platelet aggregation. Lineage: Eukaryota; Metazoa; Chordata; Lepidosauria; Squamata; Eublepharidae. The record is from RefSeq and is a predicted model, not a curated record. Gene Ontology annotation, cellular component: myofibril; cytoplasm; stress fiber. Bases 203 to 721 code for a protein of 172 amino acids.